AAAAUUAGUUUUUAGAUUGGUAAAAAACAAUUAAGAAAAAGAAAUUCAAAAUCCAAAAUACAAAAUAAUUACAACCUUUUUUUUUUCUCACUUUUAUUACCAACCUCAUACUUUUUCAAUUUUGAUUAUUGAUUAUAACAAUUUCCAAAAUAUUUUAUCAAAAUUUCUAAAUUUUUUUGCAUAAAAACAUCAUUUUUUUUUAAAAUUGAGCUACCUUUUAAUCAUUAAUUUACAUAAAUAAUGGGGUUAGCAUUUUUUUAAUUUUUUGUUUUUUCUAAAGGUUAAUUAUCAAGAAGGUGAUGACUUGAUUUUGAUCAAGAAUUAGUUCCUGCUGAAUUUUUAUUGGAUUUAAAUUCUAAAGAAUUAAAUCUAAUAAAAAUUCAGUAUUUCUCUUGUUGAAAAAGGACUUUCUUGUGUUGAAGUUUUUGCAACUAAUAAAAGGUAAAAUGGAUCAAUUGAGGCAAAUUGGUGAAGUAGUUGGGAGUUUAAAGGCUCUAAUGGUGUUGAAAAAUGAUAUUGAAAUCAAUCAAAGGCAAUGUUGUUUUCUCUUUGACAUGUUUGUUCAAGCUUUUGAUACCAUUUCUGAAGAAAUCAAACAUAACUUAAGGUUAAAUGAGAUGAAUAUAAAGUGGAAAGCUCUUGAAUUGCCAAUGAAAGAGCUUCAUAGGAUCUUUAAAGAAGGCGAAUUGUACAUAAAAUAUUGUCUUGAUGUUAAAGAUUUGUGGGGGAAAGCUAUAAGUCUUCAUAUGAACAAAGAUUGUGUUGAGUUUCAUGUUCAUAACUUGCUGUGUUGUUUUCCUGUUGUUAUCGAGGCUAUUGAGACUGCUGCAGAAAUUUCCGGGUUCGAUGAGGAGGAAAUGCAGUAUAGGAGAAGCGCGUUGAUGAGGAAGUACGAUAGGGAGUUGAUUGAUCCGAAGUAUUUUCAGUGGAUGUAUGGGAAGCAGUAUUUGGUUACACGCGAAAUGUGUUGCCGGUUGGAGAGUUGUUGGAAAGAGGAUAAAUGGUUGCUCGUCGAGGCGAUAAGGAGAAAGAAAACUGAAACUUUGUUGAAGUAUGAACAAAGGCUUGGUGAGUUCUUGUUAAGGAAGUUAGACGGUGUUGAAUUGGUGAACAAGUUAUUGCUGUUGCCUAGUUCGAUCUUAGUUGGAUCGAGUGAUUAUCAUGUGAAGAGACGGUUAGGUUCGUGGGGUGGACAUGUUAAGGAGAUACAAUGGCUAGGCGAAAAUUUUGCUUUAAGGAACUUUUUCGGAGAGGUUGAGCCAUUACGCGAUGAGAUAUCACUGGUGUUUUCGUUAUCUCAUCCAAACAUUCUGCAAUAUCACUGCGGUUUUUAUGACGAAGAGAGGAAAGAAGGGUACCUUGUUAUGGAGUUGAUGAAUGAUACUCUUGCGACGUAUAUAAAAGAUCAUUCCGGUCAGAGGAAGAGACCGCCUUUUACAACGUCUGCUGCUGUUGAUGUCAUGCUUCAGAUCGCGAAAGGGAUGGAGUAUCUGCAUUCGAGGAAGAUGUAUCACGGUGAGUUGAAUCCGUCUCAUGUGCUUCUUAAAUCGAGGAGUUACUCAUCGGAGAGCUAUUUUCAGAUGAAACUCAAAGGGUUCGGGUUGAGUUCGAUCAGAAGUACUUACAAGACUGCUAGUCAGAAAACAGCUGACUCAAUCAUCUGGUACGCCCCGGAGGUUCUUGCUGAACAGGAAAAGCCAGGAAGCAAAUGUGCCUUCAAGUACACGGAGAAAGCCGAUGUGUAUAGCUUCGGAAUGAUCUGUUUCCAGAUUCUAACGGGGAAAGUUCCGUUUCAUGAAGGACAUUUGCAAGGGGAGAAAGUUGCGCGGAACAUCAGAGCCGGGGAGAGGCCUCUCUUUCCUUAUCCUUCGCCUAAAUACCUUGUGAACUUGACAAGAAGAUGUUGGCAUACCAAUCCAAAUUUUCGGCCGCGCUUCUCCUCUAUUUGCAGGAUUUUACGUUACAUCAAGAAGGUACUUGUUAUAAAUCCCGAACAUGGUCAGCCUGAAACUGCUCCGCCACUUGUUGACUAUUGCGAUAUUGAGUCUGGUUACUCGAAAAAAUUUGUUGAAGAGGAGAGGAGCACGAGUUUAGCCCCGGUAUCACAGGUUCCUUUUCAGAUGUUUGCUUAUCGGCUCAUUGAGAAAGAGAAGAUUUUCGGAAAGAAAUGGGAUCGAGGAUCAAUGCAGAGUGAAUACGGUCAAUUGUCUGCGAUGGAUGAUCUCUUUCUUGCCCCGAGUGAUGGAAGGUCAGUUUGCUCCGAGAUAAUCGACAGGAAAGAUACAAGAUUGUUUGAUCAACGGUCAGCGAUCUCAGAGAUACCACAUAGAAAGUUAUUGUUAUUCGAUCAAAUGUCAGUUGGUUCUGAGAGUCCGGAGACAAGAUUCUCGUCUGUUGCAGCAGCAGCAGAUGAAUCGUUUUUCUUUGCUGAUAGUCCGGACAGGAAAGCAGUAUCGACACCAAUAGUUAAUAGGUCACCACGCGUCGUCACACUGGAGAAAAAGAUUGUAUCUUCGAUGAGCAAGAACCAAAGACGUAGAUUUUUGGAUAACCAGGAAAAUGCAAUGUCUCCGAAAGCAGAUGAAGAAAGACCUUCAUUAAACGUAGCUGCUUCGCAAACUUUAGUAUCUGCACAGACAUCGGAGAACACGAAACCAGCUGAGCAAACUUUAGUAUCUCCACCGAUUUCAGAGAAGAUGAAACCAGCCGAGCAGAAUUUAGCAUCUCCGCGGACUUCAGAGAUGGAGAAAUCACCCGGGCAAAAGGUAGCAUCUCCUCCGAUGUCAGAGAAGAAAAUUUCAUCUUAUGAUAAGAAAUUGACUAGUCCUGAGAUUCAAGAAAAGAAACAUGAACCAGAUGAUCGAAAACUAAUCAAUUCCGAUGCUCCUGUGAAGAAACAUUCACCUGAUGAUCAGAAAUUACGACGCUCCAAGAAUCCAGAUAAGGCGAAGUCAUUAGCUGCCAAUGACAAACCACUUCAUGGCGACCGCGUGCAAAGGAAAAGUUCGAGGACCAGGAGACUAAACCAAAAGUUAACCAAGACUGUUGAGAAGAAGGUUCCUGAAGCUGAAUCCGUGAAUCCCGAGACAUCUGCAUCCAAGCCAAGCAAUCAAAAGAUAGCAGUCAAGAAAGAUUCAUCGCGCAACAAAGUGCACGACACAAAAACUAGCACCGUACCAGAAAAACUGAUUGACGACUCACCAAGAUCUCCACCAGCUAGAGUAAACAGAAUACAUUCAUCGCCAAUGUUUUCUCCAACGCGAACUCCAAAGACACAUUCAAGAUCACCCGCAAUUGCCUCAAAGGGAUACGGAUAUCAUUCCCCAAGUUCAUCACCUUUGAAUCCAUGUUCGCGAUGUGCAAGAUUAAACCGAGAGUGCCAACCUUCAGGGAUGAGCCCACAUAUACACAGGAAAGCUCAUACCUCUCAUUCCGAGAUAGCUUAGUUCUUCAUCUGUUUUAUAAUGCAUGUUUAUACAGUCAAACCUCUCUAUAACAACAUCAUUUGUCCCGAUACCUUUUGGUUGCUAUAGCGAAAACUUGUUAUAGAGAACAUGUAGUAUAAACUGGUACCACAAAACGUGGUUGUUAUAAAGAGAUCUGACUGUACAACAAUAUUCGUUAUGACGAAGAUCAACGGGCCUUUUGGAGUACCCGAUAAGAUGUGUAGUUCCAGGUUAGAGCUAGACCCGGCUGUUCACGGGGGACUUUGUAACAAGAGAAAUAUGAACUAUUCUACAUAUACAGUUUUCCACUUCAAAUUA
This is a messenger RNA of Capsicum annuum, 3764 nucleotides long. Its product is annotated as serine/threonine-protein kinase MARK2. Gene Ontology annotation, biological process: protein phosphorylation. Lineage: Eukaryota; Viridiplantae; Streptophyta; Magnoliopsida; Solanales; Solanaceae. The record is from RefSeq and is a predicted model, not a curated record. Gene Ontology annotation, molecular function: ATP binding; protein kinase activity. The coding region runs from base 447 to 3446 and encodes 999 amino acids. The transcript has 3 exons.